UGUAGUGUAUUCUCCCAGUGGGGGCAUAUUAUUGCCGGUGCCAUUCUCCGCAACACAAGCCGAGCGCAAAGCCCAAACAUCCGAGGCUCAGCAGACAGGUGACAUAGCACGUAUCCAUAAUCCGGGGCGCCCUCAAAACCCAUGAACCUACCAACUUUAUCGAUACCUCUGAAUCCAUCCAUGCUCCUAUACGACUCUUCCGCACGUGGAAUCUGACCUACAAAAUCACGCGACGACAUUCGAUGCCUUGAGACUUAAGCGAUUUCCGAUCAACAUCCUCUCUUGACCCUGCGACCGACCCUCUCUUUACGUUCUUUUGCCGAGGCUUGGGGACAAGAUGGCCAUGUCAUCUUCGCUGGAAGUGCUAAAGGUACCGCUCUUAUCGACUUGCGACACGAUAGAGUUUGCGCUGACGGGUUUUGGGUAGAACACGUUGGAGGAGAUUGUCAAGGACCCGCGAUACCAUGAUCUCUUGUCCUUAGUCAAGACGGCGCGCAAUGGUAUUAUCUACGGAACCAAGGUGCGGUUUCCGCAUGCGCUGGUGAUGGUGUUUCUCUUCCGCUCUGGAACAUUCCCACAGAAAGUAAACCUAGUCCUUCGAGCGACAAGACAUCAUGCAACCAACUUGGCGCGCUUUGCCCUUAUUUAUAAGCUGACCAUGCUUGCGCUCAAAUACUUUGGCGCAGAGCCUGGAAAGGAGGGAACAUACGACUCCUUCGUUGGUGGUCUUGUGGGCGGAUAUUUCGUCUUCGGCGGUCGUUCCAAGCGUACGGGGAAAAUCUCAUCGGUCAACCAGCAGAUCGUCAUCUACGUCUUUGCGCGAGUGAUGCUCGCACUCGCCCGUAUCGCUGUGAAGCCAGGCCACGGAUUCCCAUUCGUGUCGUCCGAACCUCUCCAUGGAAUCAUUAAUCAAUAUGCCUGGCCUGCGUUCGCGUCGCUCUCGUGGGCUAUGGUGAUGUUGAUCUUCCGAUACCAUCCCGAGGAGCUGCAGUCGAGCUUGAGAAGCAGUAUGACGUACAUUUAUAAGGACUGCAAUGACUUUGACUCGCUCCGGAAUUUGCUUUGGCAUAACAAAUAGACGAUGAUUCUUUCUGUCGGUUAGUUGGUUUGGCGUUGGGCGUGAGAGAUGCUCGAUAAUUUUGCAUAUCGGGAUUCAUUGUUUUAGCAUUGCAGUCAUUAUAGGCUGGGACCUUGGGUUUUUAGGAAGCAUGAGUAGACAUGGAUACAUGAAAACCAAUAUGAUAGAGGUGAAUCUGUCCUACUUGUAGGUUGGGAAUAUUUUGAUGCAAAUUCUCAAUGUCAUACCAUAGACUCUAUGCCGUCAUAAAGAAGUUUAACCAAAACUUAUAUCGUCGCGCUAAAACUUUAGAUGAUUUCAACAAUCAAAUUGCGAUUGAUUCGGCCAUUAAGAAAGAUUUUCAGUCAUUUUUGAAGCCAA
This is a messenger RNA of Fusarium odoratissimum NRRL 54006, 1438 nucleotides long. RefSeq lists its product as uncharacterized. The transcript is spliced from 4 exons. The coding region runs from base 545 to 1078 and encodes 177 amino acids. NCBI's taxonomy places the organism in Eukaryota, Fungi, Ascomycota, Sordariomycetes, Hypocreales, Nectriaceae. Gene Ontology annotation, cellular component: peroxisomal membrane. The record is from RefSeq and is a predicted model, not a curated record.